Seminavis robusta is the source of this 1592-nucleotide messenger RNA. NCBI's taxonomy places the organism in Eukaryota, Bacillariophyta, Bacillariophyceae, Naviculales, Naviculaceae. The record is from the annotation of a GenBank genome assembly.
ACGAAUGGUCAAAUCCUCGUGACCCUUUCAGCACCGGUUCGCCGUUGUUCGGCAACAGGAAGGCAACGGUGCGCAAUUAAUGAUUGUCUCAUUAGCUGAAAAGACGUCUAUCAAAACAACAUAUCAAAACCAAAUCAAAACCAUGAGGCACAGUACCAGUAAUGAAGGCCCUGCUUCGGGGCAGAUCGUUAGUUUCCCCACCGAUGCUUCACUGAACGACUCUUGAGCUCCUUGGGAUCGUUCAUGUCGUUUGAAGACGAAUCGGAGCACUUCUCUGUUGAGAUCCAGGUCGAGUUUGAGGUGGAUAUGCAAGCAAUUCCUAGACUAGGGCCCAUCAAGAAGCGAUCCAGACCUCGAUCUUAUGGCCACCGGGAUCCCCACCACCCCCGUCUCCAUGGGCGGAAGCCCGCUCUCUCGCACUCAUUCUUCUCCUGACCUGGCAGAAGGAGCAAGUCCCAGAGUAGCUCUUCCGUCCAGAUGGAGGAGCAAGAGUUGUGAAUCCAGUCCUGCCGCUCCGCAACGAUCCUCACGAAGACUCAUGGGGGGCAACGGCAGAGCUCGCCCCACCAUUGCCACUGGCAAGGAUGCGACGAGCGACAGUCUUGAUUGUGGCAGCGCUCACAGCGCCACCAGCCUUAAGCUCAAGAGUCUCUUGCAACAACAGCAACUGCUUCCUCACGGUGGGCUCCCGAUGAAUCCACAGGGCGGCAACAACCAGAACAACAACAGUAGCAUCAGUGGAAGGUGGCAAGAUUCGGUUGCCACCUGUAAUGAAAGCGUGUCUCGUUGGAGUACUUCGUUUACAUCCUCGCAAAUGGAUCAACUCUCCACGAAACCACGAUUUCCACGCCGCAAGACUAGCGGGCUCAUUGUGGGAGGAACCAUGGUGAAUACCGACAACGUCAAGGCAGCCGCUGGCAAGAACACAGAGUGGCAGAGCAACAGCAGGCAGUCAAAACAUGUUUCACAACAGCAGUGGUGGUAGUCAAUGGGAUUUGACAGAUACCACAGCCACAGAGACGGCUUCCUUUGCCACUGGACGGGCGACAACGGGGUCGUCCGCCAUUGAAGACUUUUCCACGGAGAGUGCUGGCUCUAGAUCCACAAAUAAGGUUGAGGUGGACUUUGGCAGCUUUGUGCCCAGCACCCCCGAAGCCCCGUCUGCUGCUGUCCCCAGGACCAACCAGACCCAGGCCUCAACUGCCAAACCGUCAAAAGAGUUUCCGAAGGGGCAUGAGUAUGGCAUUGGUCGCCAAGGCGGCUUUUGUCAACAGAAGAGCCAAGUUUGUCAAGCAAAGGAGUGAACCUUCACUACCGGAUCGACAAGCGAGUGAUUUGACAUUGACAUCCAGGGCGUCAUCCUGUAUAUCCGAGGACGACACGACUGCUUCCGGUUCCGACCAGAAGAAGUCUAGCUAUCGAAGGCAGCGGUCCAUGCCCUUGCCAUACGCUAGGAUCUCGACGAAAUCUGAGGAGAAACCAGUUGUCAAGACAAGCGCUCCUGCACCACUUUGGUGCAAACGUAUGGGCUAGCAGACCUUCGAAAGCAAAAGAGUCUCUCCUGCCUUUCCUCGAUGUCCUCAUCUUCCCGA